Gadus chalcogrammus (walleye pollock) is the source of this 1405-nucleotide messenger RNA. RefSeq names its product E3 SUMO-protein ligase ZBED1-like. Gene Ontology annotation, molecular function: protein dimerization activity. The transcript has 2 exons. The record is from RefSeq and is a predicted model, not a curated record. The coding region runs from base 14 to 1405 and encodes 463 amino acids. Lineage: Eukaryota; Metazoa; Chordata; Actinopteri; Gadiformes; Gadidae.
UGCUGUGCCUAAAAUGUACAAUUCAGUAAGAGCAUCAGUUCAGAGUGAGCUCAGAAGUGUGGACUUUUUCUCUGCCACCACUGACAUGUGGUCAAGUGUGAACAUGACUCCUUACAUGAGUCUUACUGUUCAUUACCUGACCACAGACUUGACUCUAAAAUCACGCUGCCUCGAAACAGUGUUUAUGCCCCUGAAUCACACAUCUGACAACAUCGCAGAGGCUCUACGCAGCGCAUUUGAUGAGUGGUCCCUGGAUGAGAAGAAGCUGGCGUGCGUAACGACAGAUAACGGGGCAAACAUCGUGGCAGCAGUGAGACAAUUGGGCUGGACGUGGCUGAACUGCUUCGGACACAAUCUACACUUGGCAGUGACAAACGCAAUGGCAAGCGUUAAAGAUCGCACAUCGCGAGCAAUGGGCCAGUGCCAUACCUUAGUGGGUGCGUUCUCCCAGAGCUGGCUGAAGAGGAGGGAUCUGGCGAAAGCGCAAGCGGAGCUUCAAACCCCGCAGCACGUACUCAUAAUGGACUGUCCAACAAGAUGGGGCUCCAAACAAAAAAUGGUGGACCGAGUCUUGGAGCAAAUCCCCGCCAUAAAACGAGUUUUGGAUGAUCGGCGGCAUCAGCAUCUCAUCCCCAGCUGGCAGGACAUUGCCGUUUUGGAGUCGGUGAACGCGGCGUUAAAGCCAGCGGCUGAUUUUACGGAUCUGCUGUCUGGCGAGAACUACGUCACGGUCUCAUCAAUUAAACCUGUCCUGAAACUCCUCACGGAAGAUGUCUUAAAACCAUCAGACGAGGACACCACUCUGACCUCAGACAUCAAGCGGAAGAUGUGCAGUGUUCUCGAGGAGAAGUACAGACCAGCUGCUCUACAAGCAACUUUGGCAAAGUCCUGCUUGCUGGACCCAAGAUAUCGGGGCAACAAUUUUGAUGAGUAUGCGGAGGAGGAGACAAAGUGCGCGCUGAUCAAUGAAAUGUUGGACACGGAAGACAGAGAGAGCGGUGCCAGUGCGUCAGCUGCUGACCAGCCAGAGUCCUUGGCGCAGACAGCGGUGCCACCCCCCACCAAAAAAAGAACGCUCGGAGACCUGCUGAAGUCACGGACAAGCACGUCUGCAACCGUCCCGAAGAGAGCCAGAGCCGACCUGGAGCUCACUCGCUACCUGCAGGAGGAACCCACCGACUCUAAUGACAACCCCCUGGCAUGGUGGUGCAACAACCAGGAGAGAUUUCCCUUGCUCUCCAAAGUGGCACGCAAGUACAUGUGUAUUUGCGCAACAAGCACACCAUCCGAGAGGGUUUUCAGUGUCGCUAGAAAUGUUGUCACCCCUCUCAGAUCCUGUCUCAAACCGCAUAAGGUUAACAUGCUGGUUUUCCUUGCUCGUAACAAGGACAUGACCGAGUUAUAA